CGUGGAUACAUGGGUUCGAUAACCCAACUCCUAAAUCUAUUUACCCAAAAAAACUUUAUUUUUUUUUGGGUUCAAUUAGGGUUUUUAAUAUGAUGAGCCGAAGGUUUUAGUUUUUGUCAGUUGCUUCUCUUUCUCUCCUGCCGUCUUGUGCAAAAUCCUUCACUCAGCAACAAUGGCAAAGAAGCGAGAUCGAAUUGUCAACACACAACCUUUCAUCUCCGAUGACGCAUCCGUCGCUUCUUCCAGGAAGCGAUCAAAGGUUCCCAAAACCCAUCAGAAGCUGGAGAAGCUGAUUGAAGCUGGUAUGAGCUCGAAGAUCAUGAAGGUAGCUCUUGACCAGCAAAAGGAAGUCGAAGAUGAAGAGAACGCCGAGAGAAACCCUAUUAGCACCGUGUUUGCUGCUGCGGCCGCCUCUACCGCGAAAGAGGAGCAGAAAGUGCUGGAGGAGGAGGAAGAUGAUAUUGGUGAUAUUGAUGAGUUUGAUGGAAAAUUCGAAGAGGAUAUCUAUCAAGAGGAUAUCAAUGAGGAAGACGAGAAGCUGUUCGAGUCAUUCUUUGUUAAGAACGCUCCUCCUCAGCGUACUCUCGCUGAUAUCAUCAUCAAGAAAAUCAAAGAUAAUGAUGCCGACUUAGCUGAAGAAGAGCGUCCCGAUCCGAAAAUGGACCCUAAGAUAACUAAUUUAUACAAAGGUGUUGGCAAGAUUUUGAGCGAAUAUACGGUCGGGAAAAUGCCAAAGGCAUUCGUGCUGAUUACUAAAAUGGAACGUUGGGAGGAUGUAUUAUACUUGACCGAGCCAGAGAAAUGGUCACCUAACGCAAUGUAUCAAGCCACAAGACUCUUUGCUCACCACUUGAAAGACACUCAAAUCCAACGGUUUUACAACUACGUUCUGCUUCCCCGAGUGAGAGAGGAUAUUAGAAAGAACAAGAGGCUGCACUUUGCUCUGUACCAGUCUCUAAAGAAGUCGCUCUACAAGUCUAGUGCAUUCAACAGAGGGAUACUAUUCCCGCUUUGUAAGUCGGGGACAUGCAAUCUCAGAGAAGCUGUAAUUUUAGGGAGCAUUCUCGAAAAGUGUUCUAUCCCUGUGCUUCACUCAUGUGUUGCUCUGCAUCACCUAGCUGAGAUGGAGUAUUGUGGUACAACAAGCUACUUUAUAAAAACUCUUUUGGAGAAGAAGUAUUGUAUGCCGUAUCGAGUGCUUGAUGCAUUGGUUGCUCACUUCAUGAGAUUUGUCGACGAAAUAAGAGUGAUGCCUGUGAUUUGGCACCAGUGUCUUCUUACUUUUGUGCAGCGGUACAAGUACGAACUACUAAAGGAAGACAAAGAGCAUUUGCAAACUCUCCUCAAGAGGCAAAAACACCAUCUUGUUACACCUGAGAUUCUUAGAGAGCUUCAGGGUAGCAGAAACCGUGGAGAGAAAGAUGAUCCUAUGUUGACUAAUUAUAUCCUUUUUUAA
This is a messenger RNA of Thlaspi arvense, 1456 nucleotides long. The record is from the annotation of a GenBank genome assembly. NCBI's taxonomy places the organism in Eukaryota, Viridiplantae, Streptophyta, Magnoliopsida, Brassicales, Brassicaceae.